AGCGAGAGAGAGAGUGAGAGAGCGAGAGAGAGAGAAAGAGAGAGAGAGAGAGAGAGAGAGGUUGCUGCUGCUUGGGUCUGGACUACUCAUCCUGAAUCCUGAUUUCUUAACUCUACGUUUACUUGUGAGGAGGACAGAGGACGUCUGGACUUGGAGGAAACUUUGCUCCUAAUUCCACAUUGAUGAAUCAAGAGUAGAAAAUUUGAAGAGAUGCAAGCAGAAAAAAGAAAUUAAACCAGCCACCUCCUCAAGGAAGCCUUCUCUGACCAUAGCACCUCGAAUUGAACCAUCUGCACAGCUGAGAACCCUCUCCUCUCCUUGCAUAGCACACACCAUAAUCUGCCAUGAGAGACUGGCCUGAGAGCGAUGCGACAGGCAUGAUGGAGGUCGAGUCCUCCUACUCGGACUUCAUCUCCUGUGACCGGACAGGCCGUCGGAACGCAGUCCCUGACAUCCAGGGCGACUCAGAGGCAGUGAGCGUGCGGAAGCUGGCUGGAGACAUGAGUGAGCUGGCCCUCGAGGGGGCAGGACAGGCAGAGGCAAGCACCACGGACAAGGAAGCCAGCAACCAGCCUGAGAACAGCAGUGGGACCACCUCAUCUUGAGUCUGACCUUGUUCUGGAGGCUGGAAGUGCCCCAUCCCAGAAUGGGAGCCCAGGCACGGGCCCAGCAGUCUCUUCUCUGAGCCCAUGUUUCAGGCCAGACUGAGGCCUCUGUGGUCCCGAAUCUGGGAAGUCCUCUGCCCACACCCACAGGCUCCACGUUCCCACUACCUUCUGUUCACACCCAGGUACACUUUCAAGACGCUGUAACCACGGGAUGUUAUUUAUUCAGCUGGUGCAGGGCUCAGAGUGGGCCCUGCUGACCAGGUGAGCAGCCCACAGGGGACCCUCCUCUUGUGGGCCACCUGGACAGGGACUGUGUCCCAGCGCUCUCCCUCCUUUCCACCCCAGCCUUCCAGGUCAAGACCUUCUUUCCCUUUUUUAGAAAAACACAAACAAAAACACUUUUAAACUUUUUAAAAACUUUAAACCUUUUUUCAGCAGAGAGGGAGGGAGCUGAUAAUUCACUUUUAUUUUGGAAAGCCAUUUUAAGCUCAAUUCUGACCAUCUAUGCAGCUCUGAGGUUCCCUCAUGGAGCUUCACAGACCCAUUUAUAGGGAAGGAAUUUGGGCUCAAAACUUAACAGAGCGAUUCUUUGCCCUUUUUACCAAGAUAAGUGACUUAGGCCCCAGGAAAUAAAUGCUGAUGAUU
This is a messenger RNA of Fukomys damarensis (Damara mole-rat), 1253 nucleotides long. RefSeq names its product cAMP-dependent protein kinase inhibitor gamma (gene Pkig). The transcript is spliced from 5 exons. NCBI's taxonomy places the organism in Eukaryota, Metazoa, Chordata, Mammalia, Rodentia, Bathyergidae. Gene Ontology annotation, cellular component: cytoplasm; nucleus. The record is from RefSeq and is a predicted model, not a curated record. Bases 345 to 605 code for a protein of 86 amino acids. Gene Ontology annotation, biological process: negative regulation of cAMP-dependent protein kinase activity. Gene Ontology annotation, molecular function: cAMP-dependent protein kinase inhibitor activity.